UUCACAAUCUAAAUUUUGUUGUAAUAAAAAAAAUCGGAAUAUGUUUCAUUUACUUUUUGAUUUUCAUCAUAUAUUGCUUUUAUUGUUGUUAUUAAUAUUUUAUAGAAGCUUGAGAAUUAUAAAUCUAAAACAUUUUUUCUCUAAUUUUAAAGUGAAAGAAAUAUUUUAUGGAAAAGUGAUAAAUGCUAAUACUUAUCGGGAAAACAAUAUUACACCUAAAAGUGUUAAUUAUCAUUUUACAAGAAAGUGUAAUUAUGAGUGUGGUUUUUGUUUCCAUACUGCAAAAACAUCCUAUAUAUUAGAUCUAUCUGAUGCCAAAAAGGGCUUAGCGAUGCUGAAAAACGCAGGUAUGGAAAAAAUAAAUUUCAGUGGUGGAGAACCGUUUUUGCCACUAAAAGGACGGCACUUAGGAGAAAUGGUAAAAUUUUGCAAAAAAAUAUUAAAUUUACCAUCUGUUUCUAUUGUUUCCAAUGGAUCUAUGGUUACAGAAAAGUGGUUUCAAGAAUAUGGAAUGUAUACUGAUAUAAUUGCGAUUUCUUGUGAUUCCUUUAAUGAGAAUACCAACAAGGCGAUUGGAAGGUAUCAAAAAAGAAAAAGCCAUUUAGAUCAAUUAUUUAAAAUCCGUAGCUGGUGCAAGCAAUACGAUGUUUUGUUUAAAAUAAAUACAGUCGUAAAUAGCUAUAAUAUAGAGGAAAAUAUGUCUGAUGAAAUUAAUAAGCUAAAUCCAAUUAGAUGGAAAGUUUUCCAGUGUUUAUUGCUGGAAGGAGAAAAUGUAGGUACAGAUGCUCUCCGCAAUGCAAGUAGAUUUUAUAUAUCUGAAGAAAUAUUCAAUAAAUUUAUAGAUCGCCACAAAGGAGUUCCAUCCUUAGUUCCAGAGUCAAAUUCAAAGAUGCAAAACAGUUAUUUAAUUCUUGAUGAAUAUAUGAGAUUUUUAGAUUGUCGUAAUGGAUCAAAAACACCAUCCAAAUCAAUAUUAGAUGUUGGAGUGUCAAACGCACUAAAAUUUUCUGGAUUCGAUGAGGCUAUGUUUAAAAAAAGAGGGGGGAUAUAUAAAUGGUCAAAAGAGGCAGAUAUAUUAUCGUGGUGAACAAUUUUGACGUUGCACAUACCUGUAUAAGCGCUAGUAUGUACAGGAUUUUUCAAAAAUGAUCAGCAUGGUAAUUUUUUAACUCGG
Messenger RNA from Anoplophora glabripennis (Asian longhorned beetle), 1174 nucleotides. RefSeq names its product radical S-adenosyl methionine domain-containing protein 2-like. Lineage: Eukaryota; Metazoa; Arthropoda; Insecta; Coleoptera; Cerambycidae. Gene Ontology annotation, molecular function: 4 iron, 4 sulfur cluster binding; catalytic activity. The record is from RefSeq and is a predicted model, not a curated record. The coding region runs from base 41 to 1087 and encodes 348 amino acids. The transcript has 5 exons. Gene Ontology annotation, cellular component: endoplasmic reticulum membrane; lipid droplet. Gene Ontology annotation, biological process: defense response to virus.